Molecule: messenger RNA, 1179 nt
Organism: Pyrus x bretschneideri (Chinese white pear)
Lineage: Eukaryota; Viridiplantae; Streptophyta; Magnoliopsida; Rosales; Rosaceae
Product: putative axial regulator YABBY 2
Exons: 6
Coding region: 475-936 (153 amino acids)
Biological process (GO): cell fate commitment; multicellular organism development
Cellular component (GO): nucleus
Source: RefSeq, a predicted model, not a curated record
UCUCUCUCUCUCUCUCUCUCUCUCUCUCUCUCUCUCUCUAAAAUGAUCCACAAACAACCGUUCCCAUAAAACCACCUUUUAUAUAUUCUUAUUACAAAAACCACUACUUACAUUUUACAUCCAUUCCCACUUCACUCCGACCAGACUAGUCCCAUCCUCUCUCUCUCUCUCUCUCUCUCUCUCUCUCUCAUAAAAAGUUCUUUCUUUUCUCAUCUUUUGUCUUUGUGUUCGUUCUCUGUACAUUUUUUAUUUCUUUAAUCACAAAUUAUAUUUUGUUUCUCUUUUUCUGUUUUCACACCUUAGCCUUUCUCUCUCAAGAAAUACUACCUGAUCAGGAUAUAUAUUACAAUUUAAGCUUUGAAAUAUUAUGUCAAUGGAUUUGAUGGCAUCUGAACGUGUUUGUUAUGUUCACUGCAACUUCUGCAACACCAUUUUAGCGUGCAGGUGAGUGUUCCAUGCAACAGUUUACUGAAUAUGGUGACGGUGAGAUGUGGGCAUUGUGCCAAUCUGCUCUCUGUUAAUACCGGAGGUUCCCUUCAUUCGACUACCAUUCCUCCUCAAAAUCCUCAGUUACCGAAACAACACCUGAGCUCCGAGGAUUCAAAUAAAAACCGCGGAUCGUCGUCCUCGUCGUCAUCAUCAUCCAAAUCCAACAAGUUUGGUCAUGCAUUUGAGUCUCUAGAGCUUCAUGAACAACCUAGAGUCUCUCCCAUACCCCCACCAGAGAAAAGACAGCGGGUUCCCUCAGCAUAUAACAGGUUUAUCAAGGAGGAGAUCCAAAGGAUUAAAGCUAGUAACCCUGACAUUAGUCAUAGGGAAGCUUUUAGCAAGGCAGCUAAAAAUUGGGCACACUUUCCCCACAUUCACUUUGGAUUAAAGCUGGAUGCCGACAAGCAACCAAAGCUAGACCAGACUUUUGCAGGAAAGGGAACUUAAAAGUCUGAUGGCUUGUACUAAAACAAACUGGUAUACAAAAAAUACCCCCUCCCGUGAGAAGUACCUGCAGGCUUCUCUCCCUCUAUGUGUAUGUAUGUAUGUAUGUAUGUAUGUAUGUAUGAUGCAAUUACUUGAACAUAUUGAGGUUGAUGAAGUCUCCUGAUCCUGUAGCUAGGAAACCUCUUUAGAACCUCACUUUUUGUUUACUAGCUAUAACUACGUGUUUAAAUUGAUUUUCCCUAA